AUGAAAGCCAGUGAUGCCUCCUCGCUGCUGCCCCCCACGCCGCAAGCCGUCGCCACCGACGCCGGCGACGUCCCGGACAUGGAGUUCAUCGGCGCCACCUCGCGCGACAUGUUCUCGUGGCUGCUCUUCAACUCGGAGAACAUGGCGGCCGUGACGAGCAGCGGCCUCGCAGCUGCCGACCACGCGCCCACGGCCAUGGGUCUAGGGGACGACCCCUUCCGUCUGCUCUUGUCCGGCGACGACCCGAGUCUCUCCCUUGGGCAGCAGCAGCAGCAGCAGACAGGCGCGUCAACAGCCGAGCUGUUCGCAGCGGUGACGCCCGUGACCACGGCAACAGCGCCACUGACCAUGUCAGCGCCUACGAAGCCGCUUCCGACCAAACGGGGCAAGAAACGGUCGGUCGUCGGGGACGCAGCAGCGACCGUGGCCAAGGACCUGCAAGCCAAGAGCUUGACCAAUACCGAGGGGCUCCUGCGUCACUUGGAGAGCGCGAACAACGCGCUCGUGCAGAAGCGGCAAGAAGCAGGGCACAAGGAUGCAGGUCCCAAGUCGGUGCCUGACAAGACGUCGACGUCCAGUAGUGGCAGCGACAAUAGUUCGAGUGACGUGACGACGUUGCAGCGCAAGCUGAAGCUCGAGCGCAAUCGCGAGUCCGCGCGUGAGUGCCGACGUCGGAAACGAGAGCACAUUCUGGGCGUUGAGGAGCGCUGUCGGCAGCUCGAGCGCGAGAACAUGGAGCUGCGCGGACAGCUCAAGGCUGGGAAAGAGGCGAUUCGACAGGAGGAGAAGGAAAAGAACCGCGUGUGCGAGGAGCUCGAGAAGAUGAUUCAACUCGGGGCUUCGGAGAAGGAACUGGCCGAGAAGAUUGACAAUUUUAAAGAACAGUACUCGGACUAUGGCCACGGACGCCGGUCGGCGCUGAGCUACCAUCUGCAUCAGAUUGAGCGGUUGCUCUUGCCGACGCAGGUGACGAAAAUGUGUAUCUGGGCGCUGCGUCAAGACGACAGCUUUUGGCAAGACGAGGAAGAUGAGACUAGUUUACCCGUGAUUUUGGCCAAGGAGCUAGGAUUGAGCGAGGACCAGAAGAAGAAGAUCCAGCAGCAAAGGGGGUCGAUCUCGUUGAUCUGCGAGAACCUCAAGAGUGCGCUGGGUCUGCUGGCGGAGCUCAAGACGGAAGUGACCAACAAAAACUCCACCCUAGACAUGGAGAUGGACAAGCUACAGAAUAUUCUCACUCCCACCCAGCGCGCCAAGUUUAUUGUGUGGGUGACCAACAAUCAAGCGUGUAUGCAUUUACUUAACAAGCUGUGGCGAAGUGUGCUUUGA
Messenger RNA from Peronospora matthiolae, 1326 nucleotides. Lineage: Eukaryota; Oomycota; Peronosporomycetes; Peronosporales; Peronosporaceae. The record is from the annotation of a GenBank genome assembly.